Molecule: messenger RNA, 5238 nt
Organism: Protopterus annectens (West African lungfish)
Lineage: Eukaryota; Metazoa; Chordata; Ceratodontiformes; Protopteridae
Gene: MAZ
Product: MYC associated zinc finger protein
Exons: 6
Coding region: 45-1280 (411 amino acids)
Biological process (GO): regulation of transcription by RNA polymerase II
Cellular component (GO): nucleus
Molecular function (GO): RNA polymerase II cis-regulatory region sequence-specific DNA binding; DNA-binding transcription activator activity, RNA polymerase II-specific
Source: RefSeq, a predicted model, not a curated record
CGGAGGUCGGGGUUCAGUCUGGGGUCAGAGGUCGUGGGGCUGCCAUGUUUUGGCUCGGAGCAGCGCUGCAGCCCGGAGGGGCCCGGCGGGGAGACGGAGGAGAGACGGUGGCAGGCGAUCAGCAGCAAGAAGAAGACGAGGAGGCGCACCGACAGCAGCAGCAGGCGGAUCAGAGGAGUCUGCAACACCACCACCAACAGCUUCAUACAAGGAUGGAUACAAGUUGGAGUAACUUCAUCUUCCAGCAGGCAGCAGCAGUGACACAGCCUUCCCAGGAUUCCUUGCAGGUGGACCUCCUUCCUGUUCUCAACACAGUUGCAGCUGCACAGGAGUUGCCCCCACCUUCCAUCACCACCACCGUUAACACAGCAGCUUUAAAGCAGACUGAUGUUAUGAACUCUAGCCCUCCACCACCGAACCAGAUGCAGAAAAAGUCAAAGAGCAAAGGGCCGUAUAUCUGCUCACUCUGCGCAAAAGAAUUCAAGAAUGGUUACAACCUUCGGCGGCAUGAGGCAAUCCAUACUGGCAUCAAGCCAACCUCAUCUUCACAUAUGAAGGUUCCUACGAUGGUACCCCUAAGCUUGCUGACUGUCUCUGCCGCUGCUAUCAGCAACACGGCCAGCCCUGUGCAAUUACCUAAUUCAAUCAACACCACAGUCAGUACUGAUGAUGGCCUUGUCACAGCCACGGCAUCUGGGAAGAGGAUACGUAAGAACCAUGCUUGUGAGAUGUGUGGGAAGGCAUUCAGGGACGUCUAUCACCUGAAUCGACACAAGCUGUCCCACUCAGAUGAGAAACCUUAUGAGUGUCCAAUUUGUCAGCAACGAUUCAAGAGAAAAGACCGCAUGAGUUACCAUGUGCGUUCACAUGAAGGUGGUGUUCACAAACCAUAUGUCUGCUCCCACUGCAGUAAAGGAUUUUCACGGCCAGAUCACUUGAACAGCCAUGUUCGUCAGGUCCAUUCUACAGAGAGACCCUUCAAGUGCCAGACAUGCGAAGCAGCCUUUGCUACAAAAGACCGCCUGCGGGCACACAUGGUACGCCAUGAGGAAAAGGUGCCAUGUCAUGUGUGCGGGAAGCUGUUGAGUGCUGCCUACAUCACAGACCACAUGAAGGUGCACAGCCAGGGACCGAACCAUUUAUGUGAUGUCUGCAGCAAAGGUAAUGGCCAAGUUUGUCCUGUAGCAGCUGCGGCUGUCACUCCAGUUGCCGAGGCAGUGAUGCCCGUGGGGGGAGCACCCAUUGUCUCCCAGGCUGCCUUGUCCUCCUCGCCAUGGUGAACAGAAACAAAAUGAACAAACACAAAACAAAUGAAAACAAAGUAUCCCUGCCACCCACACCGGCAUAGCUCAUCACUGAAGGGGUCGAGACCCUCUGAAGAAUGAAGAUGUGUCACCAGCAGUAGAGGAAGACAAAAAAAUUGCCAGGGCUGGCAAUUUGGUCAAGAAAAAGAUCUAUUUAGGAAACAAAGCAAACUUUCAAGCUCAGUAUUCAAAACCUUUUUACCCCUUUGAUUGACUACCAAAUUAUAUGAACAAAUGCAUUGCUCCACCUCAAACUGAAAAAGUUACUGGUACAUUUGUCAGUGAUGUGUGAAGAACAGCAUUUGCUCUGGGUGAUUAAACUGCAGAAGUACUGUAAGUGAGGGUUCAGGAAGUGUUGGCGUCGGGUGUCCCCACUAGAUGACCUGGGGUUAGUAGUUGUAGAACUGUAACCAGCUCUCUGUUAUAUUUGACUGUGUGGGUAAUCUCAGUAGGCUUAAUCCCAGUGCUGACACUCCUGCCCACCAGUUGUGAAUCUGUCACAUUGCACAAGAAAGCCUGUGCUGUACCUGAUCCCCUAGGUAAUGUGAUGUUCAGUCUAGUUCAUCGUAGUGUUUCACAGCAUUAACUGCAGAGUGGCUAGAGGAAAGCCUCCAUUAAACCUUCCCCACACUUACCCAAUACUGUGGAUAAGUAGCGUUACUGUAUGCUGCUGUCUUGCGUCUAGCAUGCAGUAUUGCAGAGUUCUUGGGUAAUUGGAGCGAGGGUGGGUAUAUUCCCCUUGCUGCACAAUGUGCUUCUCCCAUUAGAAAAAAGUCUUAAAAGUGUGUUGUUUCUUGUAGUUCCUUUCACCUCGAGGAACUGUUUCAUAGUAUAUUUGGAGAAAAGUACCCCCCCUCAUAUUGUACUUCAUCCCAUGAAUGAACAGACAGCAUGAGUUUGGUGCUAACACAUGCACGCACACACAGGCACUCAACUUGCUUUUCCAGGUUUGAUAACCAAAACAUGAAAAAGAUGAUAUGUAUUUUAAUUAAUUUAGUAAUUUGCACUCGCAUCAUCUCUCUUUUUUUUUUGGGGGGGGGGGGGGUUAGAAAGUUGUUUGCCCGAGGAAAAUUGUGGCAUCAGAAGAAAUUUCUGCAAAAGGGAUUCUUCACCUAGUUUAAAAAUAUGUUACAGAUUAAAACACAAAUUAGAUUUAUGGUAGAAACACAGUGUUUUUAAUUAUUUUUAAUUAAUUUGUUCAGGAAAUUGUUUAGUAGAGACACUAAAGCAAGAUUCCCCACCAUAGUUUUAGAACUUAUUUACAAUCGUAGGAAAUAAUUAUAGCAGUUGCUAAAAACAUCUGUUUACUAUAAAACAGAGUCAUUUAAACUGUAUAAUCAAUGUAUUUUCAUUGCACACAAAUAAUGUCUAUGUAAAAAAGAUGUUUUGUACUUUCUGGGAUAGACCAAUUUAACUUAUGCAAUCUGGGUCAGAGGACCCUCUGCUUUGCCUCAUAUUCCUCGCAUGUGUCUAAUGUUACCCUUUGAGUAUUGAAAGGCGCUUAGCUGUGCCUUCUGUCUGAGGAUUAUUAACUGUGAAUCCUGAUUGUGUCUUCUUGGGUAAUGAAUUCUGACAUUGUCUUCAGAUAUUUUUUUUCUUUCAUUCCAUCCCAGCAGAUUGCAGUAGUAAUAGUCCUAGUAACAUUUUUUUGUGCAACUCUUUCCUAUAGGCUUAGUUUGCAGGUACUGUAAAUUAGCGGUGGCAGCUAGAAGUAACAGGUCAUGCAUAACACUAUAAAAUGUUUGUUAAAAUAGUCUCCCACAAAAGAAUUUUUUUAGCUUAUUUCUGUUUGCACAUUAGAUGUGUUUGAGAGCCUCACUUUUCACUCUAAGAAGGGGUUUGUACAUUGUGCAUGUGAAUACAGCAAAUUGUUGGGAUUCUAGUUACAAGCCUGCUCUAGAAUUGUGUCCAGGUUUCUCAGAACAUGAGGGAGCCAUCCUUUUGAAGUCUUUGUUUUUAUUGGACUGUUUCUGGAAAUCAUCUGAAACUAGAAUGAGAAGGCAGAACUAGCGGUGUUGAGGUACUUGAGAGCAUAGUGUUGCCUAGGUGUAGCUUGAACAGGGUGUUGGUAAUCUAGUGGUGUAGUGUACGGAUGCGAUGGACUUUGAGAUUCUUGGAAAACAGUGGGACAAAGCAGCAGUUUACACUUCCUUUGGAUCCAUUAGCCAAGCCGCUGCUUCUGACUGUCAUUAUACCUUAACUGUUUCUUUUGGUGCUACAACAUUUGCAAGUUUGCAGUGGUCUGGACUGGUCUUUUGUGGUCAGGGUUUGAAUCCAUCUGAUAUUCCUAGGUGGGUGAAGGGUAUAGUUGUUACUGCCAGCACGCAAGCAGCUAUAAGUGUAAAAUAAUGCGCAACAUAAUAAUAGGCCACAGUUGUUUGACAGAUCCUGCAGGUCUGUGUUUGAAGGCCGCCGUUUCUGCUGGUGUACUGUAGGAUGCUUAAAUCAUUCACAAGAAAUAACGUAGCUUGGUUAAAAUUCAGAUCUUUAUAGCCUAAAACCUUGGUUUGAAUCCCACCAGCUGCCACUUGCAUAAUUUGUGAACCUGAACAAGUCCUUUCUUUUUGCUUUUGAGUCACCCGUAAAAAGAAGAAAUAUGUUGAUGUAGUGAACCAGAUCAGCGCUCCCGGUCUGCCCCAGAGAACAGACAUUUGAACCUUGUAAGGCUUUCAAGAGUAACGAGACCAAAAUAAAAUGAUUGACCACCAACAGCACUGAAAAUUAUUGACUUUAGUGGGUCAGUGGUUGUAAGUCUGAAGCAUUAAGACAAAAAUGUGCUUCUUUUUUUGUUUGCAAAAUUUUUACUGAGUUUUUAAAAACAGUCACCAGAUAUACACAAGUAUGAAGUGCAGCUGAUUAACAUUCAUAAAAAUAUUCACAUAUGCAGUCUCUGAUCUGUCUUCUUUCUUGUCUGUUUCUGUUCUUUGCCUGUAAAUUGUGUCCUGAUUGCAUUGUAGCAUUCCUGGUUAACCCACAGGAGAUGCAUUAGGCUGCAUUUGUCUCUGCUAAUAUCUGAGUGGAAGUCUUCUAUUCUAUUUUUGUUUUUGAAGUGAAACAACUGAUGGGAAGCUGUGUGAACUCAGAGUGAAACAGAAAAGUGAAACAGAAGUAUGGAAGUCAACCCCUGCCCACUAAAGGCGGAGUUUGACUUCUGUACUCAACUUUAGCUUUUCAACCACACACCAUCAUUAACUAAAUAACCCAGCCACAAAAGUAGUAUACAGCACCAAACACUUCACAAUUUGUAGAGCAAGUGAACUACCAUUUUAACAUCUUUUGCCCAAGUGAUGGUGCCUUUGAGGCAAGAACCUACCCAACAUAACACACACACAGUCAUACAGCGUAGCCAGGGCUACAAAUCAAGCACUAAAAAUAUCAGUUAAUCACCUAGAAACAUGAUUAUUUAGGCCAGGGGUUCGCAACGUAGCCACAGAUGGAGCUUCCUUCUGACAUAUAAUAACGAGGUGCAGCCAAGCUUAGCAGCUCUUCUCCAUUCUCACUUAAGCAAGGAGGGUUUACUGGUGCCGAACAUUACAAAGUGUGUUUGUUGAACGGACACCACAUGAGAAGAAACAUGUAGGAUGUGUGAAAAUACUGCGUGUAUUAUAGACACGAAUGUAAUAACUGUGUGUAUUAUAAACCAGAAUCUAGUUAUCAUUUACUAUUUUAAAUUAACUGCUAGCUCACUGAAUAAGCCAUCAUAAUUUUAAACUGCUUAUUAGAGGGGUUUGAUAAUAACUGUGUAUGCAAACACUCUGCGAUUAUUUUCCCCAUAUGAAACAAAGGGUACGUUUUCAAAGUUCUGCUGUAAUACUAAAAGCGACUCUUUUAUAGAGCCUGUCCCUGCUUAUCAAACUUGCAGCCGUUUAAUAAGGACACCAGUACAAUGUUUGUAAAUACACACACAACACACAUUAACUUAACCCCCCCCCCC